UCGUUCUCAAGGCAUAAAUUAAAGACUUCUCGAAAACAAAGGCAUGUCCAAUCUUGUUGGAUCUGUAUGUAGAUAGUUCCAGAUGGCGGUUGUAAAGUUGAGAUAGUUACGAAUAAAAUUGGAGGGAAAACCUGUGUACGAAUUCUCAGGCAAAUUGUAACUGACUAAACAUAAGUAAAAAUACAGUUUAAAUAAAUUUUAUACAUAUUUUGAUCGAAAAUGGUUCAUAAAGAUGGCAAGUCCAUAAUUGAGGAGUCAGAAAACGAAAAACCACAAGUAUUUGAAAGAAAGCAAGCUCAGUACAAAGAUCUUUCCAAGAAAUUUGUGAAUACAAUAAACGAUUAUUCUAAACAAUUCGCACACAUAUAUGCUAUUAGACUUGCUGAAUUGAGAAAUAUUUUAAUUCCACGUGUUAAAGCAAAAUGGGGAAAUAUUCCUAUUGUAAGAUUGGCUGACUUAGGAAAUAUAGAAGGUCAAAAAUGUAUAAUAAUUGGUACACUUUAUAAACACCAGCAAGGGAAACCAUCAAUUUUACGUGAACUUAGCGAAGAUCAUCAACUUACCAACCCUUGUUCUAAAUCAGAUUAUUGUUCAGACAAAGAUCAAGCCUUCCUAGAAGAUGAAAUGUUGCGUAUUAGACUUAUAGGCCCAAAAGUUGACUUAAAAGAAAUUGUUACUGGAGUUGUUUGUGCUAUAUUGGGUAAUGAAAACAAUGAUGGAACAUUUACGGUGAAGGAUUGGUGUCCUCCUGGCUGUGCUCCAAAAGAGCCUUUAAAAAACUAUACAUCAGAAGGCAAACUAAUAAUUGUAUCUGGAUUAGAUCUAUCUGCAAAUAGUAAAAGCUUAGAAAUAAAUCUUUUUACUGAAUGGUUGUGUGGAAUGGCAGGUAAUACAGUAGUACAAAAAGAUAAUGCUUCUAUUGUACGUCUCAUUAUAGCAGGUAACACUAUAAAAAGAAAUGAUACAGUAAAUUCAGCAACAAAUACGCUAGCUAAAGAAAUUGGAGAAGCAAUAAAAACUACAGAUGCAUUUUUAAACACUUUGGCAAUGUGUUGUCAUAUAACUUUAAUGCCGGGAGAGUAUGAUCCUACUAAUGCCAUGUUACCUCAAAAACCGUUACAUCCUUGUCUGUUACCUAAAUCAUCUAGACUUGAAAGUUUUACAAGUACCACAAACCCAUGGAUUGGUAAAAUUGAGGAACGUAUGGUAAUGGGUACCAGUGGUCAAUCAAUCAAUGAUAUUAUCAAAGCAACAGGUGAAACUGGUAUUUCACCUAUCGAAUGGUUGGAGAGAACAUUAUUAUGGAGGCACAUGUGUCCAACUGCACCGGACACAUUAUUAGCCUGCCCGUAUUAUAAGGAAGAUUUGUUUAUUAUGAAAGAAUGCCCAGAUGUGUAUUUUGUUGGUAACACAGACAAGUUUGAAACGAAACUUUUGAAAGGUGAUGAAAACGAAAUAGUGAGACUAAUAUCUGUUCCGUGUUUUAGUACUACUCAUACUGCUGUGAUAGUAAAUUUACAAAAUUUAGAUACAAAAUAUAUCUGUUUCGGGUAAUAUUUUUGAUACAAUAUCGGGUUUUUCAUUUCAAUUUAUAUAAAUUUUUUUGUAAUGUUUAUAAAUAAAGAGAAUAUUUUUAAACAAUAAUGAAUUCAAUUUAACUGUAUUUACUUUACAUUUCUCUUUUAUUGCUAUAUUUGAUAUGAAGUUUUAUUUAAAUUUAUAGAAUACCGAAGAUUCACAUUUUUAGCACAAAAUAAUAUGAAGAAAAGAACAUGUUCUAUUGCUGCUUGUUUAUUUUCAUUCAAAAUGUGAUGUACAAAAUCUAAGCGCACGACUUUUAAAUAUAGAUAUGCUUGACUAAAUAUAAAAUAUGCAAUACGAAAGAAAUUACAUGUAGUAUCACAGAUUGUUAGAAAAUCACGAAAUCACAGUGAUAUGAGAUUUUAAACGUGUAACUUGUUACUUAAAUAAACAUGAAAUCAUGCUUCAUAAAUUAUAAAUAGAACAUAACAGUCAAAAUACAAGAUUACGGUAAUUUUCUUUUUAAUAUUAAAAUUCACUUUAAAUUUAUGGUCUUUGUAAAAAACAAAAAGCAUUAAUUGUAUGAUCUUUCUAUAAUGUAUUAUUCUUACCUGUCUAUUUUAAUCUAAAGUGAAUGGGGAUUAUUACAUACAUUCUUUUUUUAAGUUUUACAAGUAAACUGUUUUUGACUGUUAUACAAGAUGCGAAAAUUAUGAAAUCAUUUGAAGAAAUCAUAAUAAUGAACAACAUAAGAGAAGUCAAUUAUAGAAAUAUAACGGUUGACACAUUACAGGGAAUAUAUACAAUAAAUUAUUAUAUAAGCGUUCGUAAUAAUUGGAUUUUUUGUUGGAUAUUUUCACAUAUUUUACAAUGAAUAUCGCUCGUCGUUGAUAGAAAAAAUAUGCAACAUCGAAGAGUGAUUCUCCAGAAUAUUUUCGAUUGGCACUUUUAUUUAACAUAAGAGUUUGAUUAUAAUAUAAAUACAUUUUUAUUGGUUUUUCUUUUAUUCCUUUUUUUUUUUUAUAAAAACUGUCUAAUUCUGUUUGUAUGAGAUUCCAACUUUUGCAGGACUACGUCCUAUUUAU
Osmia lignaria (orchard mason bee) is the source of this 2606-nucleotide messenger RNA. Its product is annotated as DNA polymerase delta subunit 2. Gene Ontology annotation, biological process: DNA replication; DNA strand elongation involved in DNA replication. The record is from RefSeq and is a predicted model, not a curated record. Gene Ontology annotation, cellular component: delta DNA polymerase complex. Gene Ontology annotation, molecular function: DNA binding. Lineage: Eukaryota; Metazoa; Arthropoda; Insecta; Hymenoptera; Megachilidae.